Messenger RNA from Phanerochaete carnosa HHB-10118-sp, 290 nucleotides. RefSeq lists its product as uncharacterized. The record is from RefSeq and is a predicted model, not a curated record. The transcript has a single exon. Bases 12 to 218 code for a protein of 68 amino acids. Lineage: Eukaryota; Fungi; Basidiomycota; Agaricomycetes; Polyporales; Phanerochaetaceae.
ACAGUGAGUAUAUGUGCGCACCUGAGCCCCAGUCCCACAAUAAGUUUCCAACCUGGAACCUUUCCCACCCAACUGGUGUUCCCAGACCUCGAGCCCGGUUGCCUGGCGAACUGCGAGACGCUACAAAGCGGGGUGUGGUGGCUUGGAUACCGCAGCUCGGACAGCGUUGUUCGGAGAUCUGCCGAAGCGGUACUAUGCAAAGGGCGAGACAUAUCUGAGGAUAUGCUCUAAAGCAGCUUUCUCAAGAAUGAAGCUGUAUAAGGACCGGUGCUGCGAGGCAGACAGCGACU